Panthera uncia (snow leopard) is the source of this 1178-nucleotide messenger RNA. It is a transcript of the gene WDR38, whose product is annotated as WD repeat domain 38. NCBI's taxonomy places the organism in Eukaryota, Metazoa, Chordata, Mammalia, Carnivora, Felidae. Bases 27 to 1106 code for a protein of 359 amino acids. The transcript has 8 exons. The record is from RefSeq and is a predicted model, not a curated record. Gene Ontology annotation, molecular function: protein binding.
UGGCUGCGUGCUCCGCCCCGAUUUCCAUGGAGACCCCUUGUACACAGCUUCCUCCAUCCACUCCACCUCAAGUGGGGCCGGCUGGCUGGACCAGCGCCCUGGGGCCCGUGAACAGCCGGUCCGCAGGAACGCUGGCCGUGGGGAGAGUGAAAUUCUUCGGCCAGCACCGCGGGGAGGUCAACUCCUCAGCCUUCUCUCCCGACGGCCAGAGGCUGCUCACAGCCUCUGAGGAUGGCUAUGUGUACGGCUGGGAGACCCAGAGCGGGCGGCUGCUGUGGAGGCUGGGUGGCCAUGCGGGCCCCAUCAAGUUCUGCCGCUUCUCCCCUGAUGGCCACCUUUUUGCCACAACCUCUGGUGACUGUACCAUCCGCCUGUGGGAUGUAGCAGAAGCCAAGUGUCUGCAUGUCCUGAAGGGUCACCAGAGGAGUGUGGAGACGGUUAGCUUUAGCCCUGACUCAAAGCAGCUGGCAUCGGGUGGCUGGGACAAGCGGGUGGUGCUCUGGGAGGUGCAGUCUGGCCAGAUGCUGCGCCACUUAGGAGGGCACCGAGACUCUGUCCAGAGCAGUGACUUCGCACCCAGCUCAGACUGCCUGGCCACUGGCUCCUGGGACUCUGCUAUCUGCAUCUGGGACCUGCGGACGGGGACCCCAGUGAUCUCCCACCAAGAGCUGGAGGGCCACAGUGGCAACAUCAGCUGCCUGUGCUACUCAGCAUCCGGCCUCCUGGCUUCUGGCUCCUGGGACAAGACCAUCCACAUCUGGAAGCCUUCCACCAGAAACCUGCUUGUUCAGCUCAAGGGCCAUGUCACCUGGGUGAAGAGCAUAGCUUUCUCCCCUGAUGGGUCACAGCUAGCCAGCGCUGGCUACUCCCAUAUGGUCAAAGUCUGGGACUGCAACACAGGAAAGUGCAUUGAGACUCUGAAGGUAAGUAAGAUCCACGGAUGUAGCACCCAAGGGUGUAGGAAAAGGCCUGCCAGGGGAGGUUGGGGGCAGGCAGGACUCGCAUUCCCAGAGCCCAGUGAAGUGCUUUCGGCAGGGAGUCCUGGAUGUGGCCCACGCCUGUGCCUUCACCCCAGAUGGGAAACUCUUAGUGUCUGGAGCUGCUGAUCAGGCAAGACGCCAACUUCGAUGCACGAUCAAAUCACCCAGAGCCUCUCAGAUAUAACAUCACCACAAAUG